Molecule: messenger RNA, 540 nt
Organism: Aspergillus glaucus CBS 516.65
Lineage: Eukaryota; Fungi; Ascomycota; Eurotiomycetes; Eurotiales; Aspergillaceae
Exons: 2
Coding region: 41-415 (124 amino acids)
Source: RefSeq, a predicted model, not a curated record
ACUUUAUGGAAUAUUUGCAAGAGAUUCUCACUACCACAAGAUGUAUUUAAUGCCCUUGAACUCGACUAUUAUCCUGGACGAGAUGAACGAGCUCAUCCAGCAUGCCGCCUGGGAAAGGUUCUGGUUCCAAGGCAUGGGAAAAUCCUAUUACAGCCAUGACCUGAAUACCAAAAUGUUCCAAUUUUUUUCCGAGUUAGGGUUAUAUCCCGCGAAUUGGAACUGGAGAAUAUAUAAAUUCGAGACACCAGCAAAAAUAACUGUCAAAGCAAGCCCAGUGUUUGUUGCCCCUCUAGCUGAGGGCGCGGUUGUCGCUCCCGAGGGUAGGCUGGACAAGGGGAUUUUGUACCUUUUUCAGAGAUACGCGAAAGUACAUUGCAGGUAUACGAAUGGUCUUCGUGGAACCUGGGCAUUGUAACGCGAGAUUUCUGAGAAGAGAAGAUAUGUUGUUUGUCCAAGGUGCCGCUUAGCCCAAUCGCCGACCUCCUCCGAACUCGUGAGCAGGCUCUAACAGCUCUUGGUCGAGUCGUCAAAUUUUCUGCU